Exophiala viscosa is the source of this 1610-nucleotide messenger RNA. RefSeq lists its product as uncharacterized. NCBI's taxonomy places the organism in Eukaryota, Fungi, Ascomycota, Eurotiomycetes, Chaetothyriales, Herpotrichiellaceae. The record is from RefSeq and is a predicted model, not a curated record. Bases 330 to 1244 code for a protein of 304 amino acids. The transcript is spliced from 5 exons.
GCGUCCUCUGACUGCUAGAUCCGACGACUGGGCCGAUGUUACUGAUGAAGAGGAGGAUAGUCCUCCAGCCAGAAAGCGAAGAAGCAUACAAACCCCCUCCCCAGCGGAUUCGACACCACUUCAUGUACGCCAACCUACCGGAACAACUACGCCGGCAAGUAAUGCCACGCCCAUCACAACUAGUUCUGUAUCACUCUCCUUCAUCGACUCAUGUUCCCCCGGCUCUUAUCGGCUCGACUCCAAUCCUGACGAAAACGAAUAUCAAAAUCUUGAUCGCCACCAUUUCGCCGCCACUUCGGAUAAGAUUCCUCCUCUCCUGAGAAUCAGAUAUGAUGAUAAAGGGAGAAAAGAUACUAGACGCGCCACCUCCAUUGUGGACCAGUGAUGAAUUUUGUUGCAUGGCAAGGAGUCACCUGUGCGAGGAUAAGACGUUCCCGUCUCCAUUCCUCUCAUGGACUGAAAAUCCGAAAAGAGCACUCGACCUCAUCGUGGAAAGUGAUGGAAGUGAGACAUCCCUGUCACUGGCUGUAGUGGACUACAACGUGUUGGAGAGGGAUCUCAUCCGAAGAUUCGGCGAGGGCGCUGGUCCAUGGCUUGUGAAGACAAUUUGCGAUACGUUCGGCCUCUCAGAUCUUAACAGGAUCCACGAUAACAAAAGCAAAACCCACGAGAGUCGGAAAGGCUACACUGGCACCGGCGAGUUUCUUACUUGGUGUUCCGUUCAGUGUGACUUGUUGGUUGGCACACUAGACACAGCAGCAGCCAUGAAACUGUACAAGACAAUGGAAGAUAUGAAGAGGAUAAGCUACAAGGCUGGAUUGGUCCUAGGCGAAUGUCUACAAGAUACUGAUAUGAACGAUAUUUAUCGUGAAGUUGUCAGCUACAAGCUCACAAGGGCAUUUAAGAAAUUGGAUUGCCUCAAGGGUUCGCCUCGGUACAAGUCUUUCAUUCAAGGGGUAUCCUGGAAGAUUCACCAUGCGACAAGUCCGACGGUAUUUUUGGCGGACGGCUUGAUAAGCCUCGAGAUCAAUUGCGCACUGGCCCUGAUAAUUGGACCUCUCUGGGCGAAACAGAAGUCCAGUGUCUUGUGGAUGCACAGCUAUUCGAGACCGGUGCGCUAUUCGGUGUUGCUGGGGAAGGAGGUGAUUUUAUGGGCGAAGCUGAAGCUGGAAGUACUAUCGGCGUUGCAGAGGCAACAACUCAACCAGUCUCGACGACUAACGACGGAGCCGCGGACAUUGUGAAAGUCGAGUUAUCCCAAUUCGAAUCGACAACAAAAGUGCUCGACAUUCCCGAGUGGCAGCCUACGAAGACACUACGCGGCGAUAGAGAUGCUGGAAAGAAGACUCUAGGUCAGAGGUCCUCAGCGAAAUUCAAUGCGUUCAAAGUACUGGAGGCUCAGCAAGCGACAAUUCUGGCUGGCGACGAGAGGACCGCGUUGUCCUUGGAUCUUCAUGCAGACACACGCCGAAAUGAAGGUCAGCCAACUACUAACGUACCAUCUCGUCGUCGCUCCUCGGUUUAUAUCGAUCUUACCGACGACAACGAUCCAUCAAGCCAUCAACCACGGAAGAAGCACGCCAAUACGGGUUUAGUUGACUAUAACGCCA